AUGUUUUGGGCUAUCACGGGUUCUAAUGUUGCCACAGCUCUCGAAGCGACGACAAGGUUCGGGGAAGAACCGGCGGCAGAAGCACAAAGCAGUGCUACUGACAGGCGAAGGACCCAAUAUGCAACGGGUGCACCAACUUUGGAACCAACUUUCCGGAAACCGCGUCCGGCAUUGCCUCGUGAAGCAGACAACCCAUUCUACUACAGCGAAGCAGCAUCAAAUGAACCUUUACAGAGGUUGAGGAAAAUUACUUAUACCACUAUCCUGGUUCCGCUUCGUGUACUUUACAUCACCCUGCUGAUAGUACUUUAUUGGUUACUUGAGAUGAUUAUCCAGAAAAGAGGAUGCCAUACUGCAGCAAAAGAAGUUGAUAAUCUUAGCAAGGUAAGUUGCCUGUUUCGGUACAUCGCGGGUACUUUACCACGCUGGUCUAUUCUUGGCCUCGGUUACCUUCGGGUUAAUCGUAGGAACAAAUGUAACUAUGGUCGGCGUGCAGACGGCUCGCGGGUAGUAGGUCCUGUUAUUGUUGCUAAUCAUGUUACGAUACAAGACGGAUUACUUCUGCUUUUCGAAUGUGAUGCUUCACUAGUAACUGGAAACCUUGCUGAGGCAAACUUCACUAGCAUGUUAUUACGUGGUCGGACAUACAACGGGGAGGAUAGGCGCAUUGUGAAAUCCCUGGAGCUAAAGCACCGCCAAAAAACGCAAGAGGAAAUCGACGGUACCGAAGCAAGUACGAACAAUAAUCCCCAGACUGAAAUGUCUGCUGAUAUGAGUGACUGUAAUGAAACGGAGGUGCGUGAGGGAGGGGAAGGAGUCGUGGCCCAUGUCGUAUUCCCUGAACCGUGCUGCACGAAUGGUCGUGUUAUGAUGCGGUUUUCCACCGACGCCUUCGCCACAGGACUUCCCGUUCAACCUGUUGUUCUCCGGCAUUCACAUAAAUACUUCAAUACCAGUUGGUGCGGUGCGGCGAGUCCAACAAGUAUUCUUCUAGGGACUGCAGCGCAGUUAUUCAACCAAGUAGAAGUGAUAUACCUCCCCGUGUGUGAACCAUCGAAAGAGGAGAAAUUGAACCCUUCUCUCUACGCAGAAAGAGUGCGCCGUGCCAUGGCUAGCACACUUAAUGUUCCAGCAACCUGGCACUCCGAAGCAGAUGUUCACCUUGCGCUUGUUGCGGCGCGGCUGAGCCUUCCCGUCGAUGCAGUGAAUGUGGAAACCGCGCAUCCACACUUUGCGGGAAUGCCGUAUGAUCGAGUGGUUAGAAUGCUUUACCGGUUCUCUGCCCUACUGCAGCGGAGCGACGGUGGCCCUCAGCCGCAAAUGAAUAUUACACCUAAAGGUUACAUGUCACCGACAGCCCUUGGACGGUUCUUGUCUCCAAUAGGGUUAUACCCGACUUUGAACGAACGGUUGCUACUGCAUUUGUCACGGCGGGCCUCUGUGCGAGGUUGUUAUAUUUCGUUCCGUGAUUUUCUAUCUGCUCUUUAUACAGAGCCCAUUAUCGUGGGAUCCAGUGACAGCCAUGGUGCCAGUGACAAGACUGGUGAGAGUAGUGUCCCUUCCAAUGCUCAUAUGGUUUUUAUCGAUGAACUGCGAAAAGGGGAAGCAGAUGAUGAGGUUGCCCUAGAUUUUAUACUACGAAGGACUUUCGCGAUGAUGUUGCUCGCCGGGGAGGACCUUCUUCGACAACAGGAAAAAUACCGAUCACACAUUAAAGAUACGUUUGUAACUGUAGGCGAGGUACAAGGUGCCGGUCGGGAGAAUGUUGAAGCAGGUGAUGCUAAUGUCAUAUCUUGUGCCGAAAGCCCCUUACCUACCGGUACCUGUCCCUCCUCGUACACAACUGUUUACGGUUGCAAGGUGCGGUUCCUCUUUCGUCCUUGUCAAAACAUUAACAGAUGCGCCCCUGUGGCUGCUUCACUCGCUGCAACAGCCCUUUCUGUCGAGGAGCGCCGCCUUGGACGUGCGGAGUUUGAUGCGCUACUCGACAUGUUAUUCGUACCACAUCACUCUACCUUGUGGCGUGGCCCGGCCACAAAGUCUCAGGUACAAUUGGCAGAGGAAGAUUCACUCUUUUCAUAUAUUCGGAGUGGGGCCACUGAAGAGUGGGAAGCGACUGUUGGUAAAAAGACAGUACAGAUCGAGGAGGUGGGUAGGGGAACUAAUCGCUCCGGAGAGUACAUCACAUUUGAUGCUUUCCUUCGUUUCUGCUUUCGUCAUCGCGCUAUGGCAGAGUACUUUCACGCCUGUUGCGAGCACUUUCUAUUGUGUGAUGAUUUGGCGUAG
Trypanosoma brucei brucei TREU927 is the source of this 2286-nucleotide messenger RNA. RefSeq lists its product as hypothetical. The transcript has a single exon. Lineage: Eukaryota; Euglenozoa; Kinetoplastea; Trypanosomatida; Trypanosomatidae. The coding region runs from base 1 to 2286 and encodes 761 amino acids. The record is from RefSeq and is a predicted model, not a curated record.